This is a messenger RNA of Porites evermanni, 2534 nucleotides long. Lineage: Eukaryota; Metazoa; Cnidaria; Anthozoa; Scleractinia; Poritidae. The record is from the annotation of a GenBank genome assembly.
AUGGUUGCUAAAAAGUUGAUUGCCUUUGUUGCCUUUGUGAUGCUGAUUACCUUACUGGAGCAGAUCAAAUCAGGAGUCCAUGCAGGGCGCAUGACAAAACCUAAAAAGGCAGGCCGAGUUAAAGUGAUCCAUACAGGUCCUCGCGUUAGGAAGCUCAAAAAAAAGGUUGAAGAAUUGGAGAAGCAACUCGCCUCUAUGGAACAGUGUGAACGUAAGAAACAUUUUACUUCAUUGUAUUAUCCUCUUUAACCAAGUAAACUGAAAACAAAUUAAACUAAACUGACUUUAUACCCUUUCUUUGCGCACAUACACUGGAAUCAAAGGCGAUAUUAGGUAACAAGGAAUCAAUCGGGCCACUGUAAAUAGACCUCUUUAGCUUGUAUGUUUUGUUUUCCCAGUAGAGGUCCCUGGGGAAUCUGACCUUUUGUCUGUUUAUAAAUUAUGCGUACAUAUGCAGGUGAAUAAGACGAAGUUAGAGAGAAAUAGUUCUCUAUAGUAUUAUCACAUGACCUGUUUUGGGAAAAAAAAACAUUUAAGCUAAAGAGGUCUAUUGUGAGGUCUAGCUAGAAUUUAACAAACUAUUCCAUUAUAAUAUCCUUAAACUUUCCUAUAAGUAAUGGUAACAGGACUGAGUGGAGUCCAAUUCGGUCUGUAAUCAUACGAGUGAUUAACAAAAUCGGAUGUCCGCGUAGCGGGAGUCCGAUUUUGUUUAAUCACGAGUAUGAUUACAGACUGAAUUGGACGACACGAAGUUCUGUUACCAAUUAAUCAUAACUGUAACAAAAUUUGAGAUUUAUAAGGCCCUUUUUUGAAAUCAAAACAGAGGAAAUUCCAAUUUUUUUUUGCUAGUAGUGAAAAAAAGCCAUUUAAGCGCGCGUGUGAUGGCGUGCACUGUCCAAUUACUUAGGCAUGACGUGUACUGUCCUAUUAAAUUGUCCAAUUAAGGCUGAAAUCAGGGCAGUUGAUAACCAAUCAGAUUUUAGAAUUUGGUUAUAGUUAUGAUUAUAGUAAUAAUGGUAUUAAUUGAAAAAGAGAUUUAUUUAAAUAAUUAAAGCAGCCUGAGAAGGUCUCUUAUAUCAGCAAAUGCAAUAAAUAAAUAUAUGCAUGAAGCGGAUCAUCGUUAUUCUAAAUUUUCUUCAAUGUUUGAAAUUUGGAGAAGGUUUAUUGCAUCCCCACACAAAUCUUAAUUGAGAAAUUAUUAUGCACCGUUAUUAAAUAUCAAUCUAGUAGAACGUAUAAAACUUUGCGUUAAUGCAAUGUUGGGUUGGAUUAUAAUUUGGCUGCAUGAUUCUUCUUUUUUGGGUUUAAAAAAUGACUGAUAAAUAAAUACUCCAGCCUCCACCGCAUUUGUUUUAUAUAUUGUGGGGAUUUAUUGAAUAUGAUUGGAAAACUAGACAAGGAUAGUAAACUCAAUUUUUAAUGGACCUUUGUUUUAAUUUCCCUCAAAAAAGGAGUCUUUUUUUCUUUUUUUUUCUUUUUUUUUUUUAUUAAAAGCAUAAAAUUGUGCGUGAGUAAAACAGAGUCGACCUAGGACUCCGCGGGCAACAACGCCACUUUCAGUUUUCAAAAAUGUUAAACUUUAUUAAACAAAGCAAAACAAAACAAAGCUUUCAGAGCUUUGCUCAGGUGCUGUAGAAUUUCCCUCGCUUGCUAUUGUGAAACCCCAGCCUCAGAUCUGCAAACAUUAAUCUCACUCUUACAUUGGGUACCUAUAAUUUCCUUAAUUUGCAGUAUGGUAUGUUCCUAUUUUAUAGCUUGUGAGUCAGCUAAAACAGAGGGUUUCCUGUUUGAAAGUCAUACAGUAACUGACUACCUUGAAGUUGAAGUUGAAGGCCUGAAUAAGCCAUUAGAUGCAUUAACUUCAUGUACCUGGGUCAAAUUUAGAGAUUCUUCUUUUUCUUCUGAGUUUGUUCUCUGCACUCUUGGCUGGUAGUUUUGCUUGGGCCGACAAUCUAACAAGCUUUUGAUGAAAACGAAAGGUGGAUUUAGGUAACUGAUGAAAACCCUUUGUUGUGGUCUUAACUCUGAAUAAUGCUAGUAUUUGAAGUUCAAGUCAUUUAUAUGUAUUUUUGUGUGUGUACAUGUGAUUUGUUACACUUUGUCAUAGUCGUCUAUAACACGUUCUCGUCGACAACUUGUUCAAAUCUUGGACAGACUGUGGUCAUGCAUACACAAGAGUACUGCACAGGCUGCAUUUCACGUUUAACUANUUCAGAGCUUUGCUCAGGUGCUGUAGAAUUUCCCUCGCUUGCUAUUGUGAAACCCCAGCCUCAGAUCUGCAAACAUUAAUCUCACUCUUACAUUGGGUACCUAUAAUUUCCUUAAUUUGCAGUAUGGUAUGUUCCUAUUUUAUAGCUUGUGAGUCAGCUAAAACAGAGGGUUUCCUGUUUGAAAGUCAUACAGUAACUGACUACCUUGAAGUUGAAGUUGAAGGCCUGAAUAAGCCAUUAGAUGCAUUAACUUCAUGUACCUGGGUCAAAUUUAGAGAUUCUUCUUUUUCUUCUGAGUUUGUUCUCUGCACUCUUGGCUGGUAG